AUGGACGCCGUUCUAAGGAAUUUCAAGACCAUCCCUUGCCCUUCUGGGGAUGGCUGCUUAAAAACAAACUGCCAGUGGCAGCACGCCUGGGAUAAGAAAUCCGCCAGUCCCCCAGCCACUACUACUACUACUACUACUGCUCCCCGACCCAUUGAGUCGCACAACAACGGCCACGGCCGCGGCCAAGACCACGACCAAGGCGGACCACGGAAACGCCGCAGGCUCUCAUCGGAAUCCCAAAGUGCCAACCACCGCCCGCACGUGCCCGCGUCUGCACCUCUCUUGACGACAAAGAAGGCUGUAUCACCGCCACCUCUGAAGCGCAAGGAACCCCAGCCGGCACCUUCAUCUCACACAUUCCGGAACCCUUUCAUAUCAGGAUCUUCAGAAGGCCCUACUACCACCCCCAUCACCACCCCUGCCAGAGCUGGCACUACUGCUACCCAUUCCUCUACCCUAAAGGUCGCCGUUAUUCAAGCCGCAACCCCCCGGAAGGCGGAAUCACUGAACCCCAGGCAUUUGAAAUCCACAGCUCCUGCCGCUUAUGACUUCCGCUACAAGGCUCUGAAGAUGCUCCAUGAGCAGUACCAGCGCCUCAACAAGGAAAUUAAGAAGGACGCCAACGACAGCGAGGCCAAGUUUGUGCUUUCGGAUCAAGAGAUCAUCUGGAUGGCACUUGACAUUGAGGAGAAAAUGGCUACCGACAAGCCCUCCAUCUACCAAAACGUCAUCAAGAACCAGAUUAUGAGCUACAAGCGCAUGACCGUCGUCCAAUGGAAGGACGAGCGCGCCGCUGAGCUAAAGAAGAAGGAGGACGCAAAGAAACCCGUUGUCAAGUUCUUCCAAGGCCCCCCCAAGGAGGUUGACACUGGUCUAACCCCGGCACAGGAGGUUGACUUCCUGUCGCGUCUCCUUACCCCCGUCACCUCCCUCGCGCACAUGGGAUACGUGACUACUGUUCCUACAGACGAAGACAUUGCUAAGGCGCGGGCCGGGGAAGAGGCGUCGAGGGGCUGGGAGGUAUGCGACCGCUGCACCACCCGCUUCCGCGUCUUUCCCGGCCGCCGCGAGGAGGACGGGGCGCUCACUUCGGGUGGAAAAUGUAUCCAUCACUGGGGGAAAAUGUACUACCCCGACCGGACUAUGGGAAGUUCGGACAAGCCGGCACAGCGAUACCGGUGCUGCGGCCAGCAGGUGGGCGAGUCGACUGGCUGCACCACGGGCGAGACUCAUGUGUUCAAGGCGCCUUCUCCCUCUCGCCUAGCAGCACUACUGCCAUUUGCCGAGACACCGCCAAACCCCUUGGCGCCAAAAGAUCGUGCUGUUUGCUUUGACUGCGAAAUGUGCUACACGGUAUACGGGCUCGAGUUGGUCCGCCUCACGGCGACGAGCUGGCCCGACGGUAAAGAGUUGCUAGACGUGCUAGUUCACCCCGUCGGUGAGGUUUUGGACUUGAACUCGAGAUUCUCGGGUAUCUUGGCCGAGGACAUUGUGAAUGCCAAGCCGUGGUCUGCCGAAGGCUUCCACGAACAGGAGGCGACAGCAAACGACGGGAGCGGAGAAUGGGAAGGAGAAAUAGAGGAGGGCGAGGUUGACGACCCGCAGCCCAAGCGAAAGAGGAUGCAGAUCGUAUCGUCGCCAAUCGUAGCGCGUGAUCUCCUCUUCUCGCUCGUCUCGCCCGAGACUCCCCUCAUAGGGCAUGGCCUCGAGAACGACCUGAACGCGCUCCGUAUCGUCCACCCUACCAUCAUCGACACCAUACUCCUGUAUCCUCACCGCCGGGGCCUGCCACUUCGCAACAGCCUUAAGAUGCUUAUGGAUACACUACUCAACAAGGUUAUCCAGAAAACCGAAGUCGACGGCAAAAUUGUGGGCCAUGACAGUGCUGAGGACGCCCGCGCUGCAGGAGAGCUUGUGCGACUCAAAGUGCAGGACAAAUGGCAGGAUAUGAAAAGACUUGGAUGGACUCUAGUGGAAUGUGUCUUUGUCCCCCCUGGCGCUAAGAAGAAUCCCGCUAAUGGCCGCUUGACCGAGACAUUUCUUGAGGACGGCCAGUCACGGGCUUGA
Messenger RNA from Lasiosphaeria miniovina, 2067 nucleotides. RefSeq lists its product as uncharacterized. Lineage: Eukaryota; Fungi; Ascomycota; Sordariomycetes; Sordariales; Lasiosphaeriaceae. Gene Ontology annotation, molecular function: nucleic acid binding; exonuclease activity. Gene Ontology annotation, cellular component: nucleus. Bases 1 to 2067 code for a protein of 688 amino acids. The record is from RefSeq and is a predicted model, not a curated record. The transcript has a single exon.